AUAUAUAUCCUUUGAUUCCGUCACGAGAUAAGCGAAUCGUACACCACAAUAAGCAUUAAGCAACAUUAUCCCCGGGGAGGGGUCUUGGGAACUCUAGCCUAUACACUUAAUACCGAUUAGCAUCCUUAUAAAGUCAUACCGUAGCCUACGGUGAGUUCAACGUGAUUUUUCUGUUAUCCCACCUUAUUUUAGGAGCAGACCAAUUGAAUUUACCCAAAGAGCCCAAAACGCACGUGUAUAAUGUAUGGUAGUUCAAAUGUGCUUAUGCGCUGCUUGUCAUCAAAACACCACAGACGCAUUAUUUUCUCUUCCUUAACUUUUGUAUAAAUAUUCAAUUUCAAUGUCACUUUUUUAAAGGCCCGAAUAGGCUUCACCACUAAAACGCGCUGCGUCACGUGUCAUAACAUAAUGUAACCCACAAGAAAACAAGCAGUCCUCGGUUGUGUAAACUGAUCUCAGAUUAAAUAAAUUAUUGAAAAUGCACCAGCGGUUUAAAAUGCCUUUGAAAAAAUGAACGUCAAAAAACCAUUCUAAAUGUGCGUGAUUGGCUAAAUAAGUGUGCUUCGGGUUUUGACUGAUUAAUAGUCACCCCAUUUUGGUUUAUUUAAGUAAAUUAUGAAAUAAUAGUAAAGUACUGCUACAAGGCAACACAUAAUUUGGACUGCCGUAACGGAUUGAUGCCAGGCACGACACGGAAAAAACAAAUGAAAAACUCUGUUUAAUCAUAAAGGCUUCUGCCAAGAACUAAUAAACCUUUAUAUAUUUUGCGGUGACAUUGACAGAACAGUAAACAUGCAUAUCUUCACGUGCAGAACCCAUACAACAGAGUGGGAAGUUUCACGUAGUUUCACAUCCAAUUUUUUUCCAGUCCCCGCCUCUUUAUCAGUGCUAAUACCCAAUUGGUUCAGAAACUUUUUUGGUCUUCGAAAGUGGGGACUCAGUGGUUGGGAGGAGUGUCAAUCAAUGAAAACACGCGUGCCUUGGUUGUUGGAAAUUGAUGCUUCCCGUAGCCUACAAUGAUUCCCGUUGAACUUGGAAAGGAUGCUGUGCGUUUUACACACUUUGGGACAAAGAAGGUGAUUACAACGUCUCGUCCCAUUUUCGUACUAUAUUCAGAGAUCUGAUAAGGUAGAAGCACAGUCACAGAGGUUUUACGCAAAGAAGAGUGAAAAUGCAUUCCGGUAAAUCCGAAAUUCAGAUGCAAAAAUCCACCGCCGUUUUUGGAAUGGUCAGUCAUCAUCAAGCCCCCUCGGCCACAGACUUGUCCGGGUUGAGCUUCUCCGUGUACAGCGGUAAAUCACACAGCUGUGUGAAAAGAGCCGGGAGCGACAGCUGCGGCGCCGAUCCCAGCCGAAGUCCACACGGUAACGCAAGUCAUGUGCAGCUGCAAGUUUCAAGUCCCAAACGACUUCCCGCGCCGGUGGAGCGUUAUCCUGAACUCAAGAAUCAGCCCGAGCAUCUAUCGCAAGAGUCCGUGCAAGUGAACGGAGUCUGCCGCCCCUUCUGCUCCAGGAAGAAGGAUGUGUCGGAGGCCAUGGGUGGCGAAUGCGUGGCGUCCAGGAGCGGGCAGAGCCGCGCGCCCACCCAGCCAGUAGGAGAGGGCUUCGUCGCCCCUGGCGACCAAGCCGCGCAGAACCUCUGUAUCCAGGGCAACCAUCACCACAACGGCGCAAGGUGCACAGGCUUUCAGGAGGCCCUUGUACCGGUGGGCCUGGGUGGGGACGGGGGCCACUGUUUCGGCGGAGUAGGCCGCCAGCUGCAGCACAUAAAACAGGAGAGCCCCGCCAAGUACAAAAUCACGUCGGGCGUCCCGUCCACCCAGGAGCCCCUCCCCGGGAGGGCGGGGCCGGGGGCGGGGCCGGGGCCGGCGAGCCUCCCGCCCCCCGAGAUCGAGCUGACCCACGGCGGCUUCGCCUCGUACCCGUUCGGCAGCGACGGCGGCCCGGCGAUGCAGUCCCCGGGCGACGCCCGGCAACCAACCCGCCUGCUCCACGCGGGCAGCCUGAAGCGCCGCUGCCUGUCGGUCACGCCCUCUUCCGGCGCCCCCGAGGGCAUCGACAUCACCGCCAUCAUCUGCUCAUCCCAGAUGUCGGUGGUGGCCUGCGUGAAUGCCGGCGCCCCCUUCCUGCGGAGCCAGGGAGAGCAGCGGCGGCUGCCCUCCCUCAGCCCCCAGGCCACCGACGAGAGCUGCCGCCUGCCCUCGCCCGCCGCCUGCCUCCUCUCCUUCUCCUCCUCCUCGUCCUCCUCGUCCUCCGCCUCCUCCUCCUCGGCGGACUGCGAGAGGCCCGCCCCCAUGCAGGAGGCGCGGGGGCCCCAGCCCCAGGGCGCCCACGCCGCCGCUGGGGGGGAGCCGGCGGACAGCUUCAGCGUGCUGGUGAACAGCGUGUUCCAGCAGGGCCUGCUGGAGGGGUGCGGCCGCGGCGGGGCGAUGAAGCAGGAGCCGCUGGACGAGCUCCCGCAGGGCGAGGAGGAGCUCUACCGCCACGCCCACGCCCACCGCCACCACCCGCUCCACCCCAGCCUGCCCCCGCCCUACCACCUGCACCAGUACCUUGGUCCCAGCCCGGGGGCCCUGCUGCACCUCCAGGGGCAGCACCCGCCCUCCGCCCUCCCCCACAAGCCCCCCGGCCUGGCCGGGACCCCCGAACGCGAGGAGCCCGGCGACCAGCAGGCCUGCCGCUGGAUCGACUGCAGCGCCUCCUACGAGCAGCAGGAGGAGCUGGUGAGGCACAUCGAGAAGGUGCACAUCGACCAGCGCAAGGGCGAGGACUUCACCUGCUUCUGGGCCGGCUGCGUUCGCCGAUACAAGCCCUUCAACGCCCGCUACAAGCUGCUCAUCCACAUGAGGGUUCAUUCCGGAGAGAAGCCCAAUAAGUGCAUGUUCGAGGGCUGCAACAAAGCCUUUUCUCGCCUGGAGAACCUCAAGAUCCACCUGCGCAGCCACACCGGGGAGAAGCCCUACCUCUGCCAGCACCCGGGCUGCCAGAAGGCUUUCAGCAACUCCAGCGACCGCGCCAAGCACCAGCGCACACACCUGGACACGAAACCCUACGCGUGCCAGAUCCCCGGCUGCACCAAGCGCUACACCGACCCCAGCUCCCUGCGCAAGCACGUCAAGGCCCACUCCGCCAAGGAGCAGCAGGGUCACAAAAAGGUGCAGUCGUGCCCUCACCUGGAGCCGGACGUCCUGAGCGAAUGUCUGGCGAUGCAGCACCUCCACGGCUCCGCCCCCUCUCACCACCUCCACGGCUCCGCCCCCUCUCACCACCUCCACGGCUCCGCCCCCUCUCAGCACCUCCACAAUGGGAAGCUCGCCAGGUCACCCGGGCUGAGCCAAGACAUCUUCACUGGGAUGUUCACUGGCUCCGCCGGCCCCCAUAAUAGGGCCACAUCUGGGCUCCUCUCCUCCACCCCGGACCUGUCCUCCAGGCCCCUGGGCAUCGAGGGGAGCGUCCACAGCCCCCACAACCACCUCUCCCCGCCGUCAGCCAUGGACAGCACCAGGGAGGGGAUGGCUACCCCUCUCCUGUCCUCGAGGAUCAGCCCCGGUGCCCCCGCCCCGCCGCCCCUGGACAAGCACAGCUCACACAGCGACCAGCAGCAGAUCCCCGGCCAGCACAAACCCUACACCCACUUCCAGGACCCGCCCGUACAUGAAGCAGGUUACCAGGGCAGUUUCCAGAGCUGCUUCCAUUACAGAGAUAAUUACCGCAUGGAGCCGGUGGUCAGCGAUAUCCACGUACCGGUGGAUUCCCACUGCUUCAAUCCUCACCGGUCCAACGGCUAUGCCGUGAGGGACUCCAGCGGCAACACGGAGGGGUUCAGCUUGGUCCAGGACAUCCAGGCGGUGGGCGGCCAGGGCUUCUCCCCCAGCCCUGAGGAGAACGUCUUCUUCCAGGUGGGCGGCUUUGACCGCUGCCUGAGUCAGAUCUCCUCGGUCUACACCGAAUCGUGA
This is a messenger RNA of Anguilla rostrata (American eel), 3955 nucleotides long. Its product is annotated as zinc finger protein GLIS1-like. The transcript has 11 exons. Gene Ontology annotation, cellular component: nucleus. Gene Ontology annotation, molecular function: DNA-binding transcription factor activity, RNA polymerase II-specific; RNA polymerase II cis-regulatory region sequence-specific DNA binding. Lineage: Eukaryota; Metazoa; Chordata; Actinopteri; Anguilliformes; Anguillidae. The coding region runs from base 1172 to 3955 and encodes 927 amino acids. The record is from RefSeq and is a predicted model, not a curated record. Gene Ontology annotation, biological process: regulation of transcription by RNA polymerase II.